AUGCGCUUCCGCCGAGAUAUAAACUCCCUCGGGACGCGCUCCGGGUCUCGUACAGCUCAAGCUCCCCCCACCGUUCUCCAACCGCACCUCGUCCCAAAACCUAGCAAAAUGCCCAAGGAAGCCAAAGAGCCUCUCUUCUGCUGCGGCACAUCCCAUAAGUCCGCCAACUACCACAAGCGCACCGCCCACCAGCAGCACACCAAAAUUUACUUCAAAGGUCACCCAGAAGCAGGCUUUAUCUUGCGACGCAACCCCGUCACUACGCUUUUUCACUGCCCCAAGUGUGACAAGUCGUGGGCCAUGGCCACACCGAUUCGCAGUCAUAUUUUUAAAAAGUGCGCAGGCUACGCGCAGUAUCGCUCGCUAUCAUCCACGAAAUCGGAGAACGAAGAAGCGGAGAAUGUUCCGCCGUCGCCCAGUCUUCCACGCAAUUCUCACAAAAGCCCUUCGGCGGCGUGUGCGGACAUGGAUACCGAACAUACUGAGGGGAACGUCCCAGAUGGUAGCAACGACGUUUGCAGCCCCGACGUUGACCAAUCUUCGUCGUCAUCUAGUGGCGGUAUCUUGGGGGCUCAGGCUCAGCGUCAGAAGACCGAUACUCCCGGACCUCCUGCAAAUCCUGGUACUACUUUGGAGCAAGUCCUCUGGUUCCCGCCCGUCCUGCGCCCGGCGAUCUGGUCUCCAGUUGAGGCUCCUUACGUGCCCUGUGCGCCGGUCGGCUUGGUUCCCUCUAGCUCUGGUUGUUCCUCUUCUCUGCCGACUCUUACGAGGAGUGCUUCAUGCUCGUCAAAGUCGUCCGGCCACACGCUAGCGAAUACUGCACCUGUGUCCCGGACCGUCGCUGUCAGAUUCAAGUCCGACCCGGAUGAUGCCUUGUCUGUAUCCGCCGAUAAUUCACGCUACGCUCUCGCUCAAAGCAACCCUCUAGCGUCAUCGUCGCAUUCCCCGGUUCAACAUCUUCCUGAGAGGCCCACCGCCGUCCGGAGCUUCCUCGGUCGCCUUCGCCGCCCAAUGGGAGAUGCCGCCCCUCUCUUUUACAAAAUGGGUCUCGUCACCAAAGAGGAUCUGGACUUGAUCUGCACUCUGCCGGAUGCGUGGGACGAAGUCGGGGUCGUGCUACAGGCCGGGGGGCUCACCACGAUAGAAUGGUUGAUGGUAAAGGAGGCGUUCAAGACGAAGGCGAGGGAACUCUCCGGGUAA
Trametes versicolor FP-101664 SS1 is the source of this 1200-nucleotide messenger RNA. RefSeq lists its product as uncharacterized. Bases 1 to 1200 code for a protein of 399 amino acids. NCBI's taxonomy places the organism in Eukaryota, Fungi, Basidiomycota, Agaricomycetes, Polyporales, Polyporaceae. The transcript has 4 exons. The record is from RefSeq and is a predicted model, not a curated record.